AUGCCCGGCUUUCUGUGGAUUCUGUUAACUAUUCUUCUGUCUGUAAGUCACCAUUUUUAUGUCACAAUUUAUUUUUUUAUUAUUUAAGAUUGUAAACGGCAGUCAGUAUAAUCACGCGUUGUUUGAGCAUUUAUUUAAAAAUUACCGAAAAGAAGUCAGACCAAUCGAUUACACGAAUCCAUCAGGUAAUUAAUUAAGGUUUAUUUUAAUUUUUUAAUUAUCUUAUAGCACCCACAAAUGUGACGAUACAACUGUAUCUAAAGCAGAUUCAGAAAGUGGUCGACAGUGACCAGAUUGUGAAAUUGUAUUGUUGGCUAGAGAUGGUAGGUCGACUUCCGGGUGAACUUAGUUUUGCAGUACUGGAGGGAUGUGAAUCUUGUUUGGAAAGAGUCCGAUUUCAAUGGAACGACCCAACUCAUCAUACCAUCUGCACAUUUGUGGAGGCCAGAUCUUCUCGUUUACAACAAGUAAAUAAAAAAUAAUCGUCUUUCUUGUUUCCGAAUACGUUCAUUUAUCUGUUUUUUACAGUGCCCAUAUGAAUGUGGAUGACAAUGAAUUGGAGACGAAUGCAGUCAUCAGAAGUGAUGGCAGAGUGAGUGUUUACAGGGCGAUGGUUACUCAGAUCACUUGUCAAUUGACCCUGUAAGUUUGGUAUUUGUUGGAUCAGUUCUUUAUUGUAGAGAAAAUUUUCCAUUUGAUCAGCAGAUCUGCUUUAUAAUGUUGUCUUCCUGGAGUUAUGAUGGAUCGGGGAUUAUGCUGAACACUUUGGUCUCGACGGAUCUGGAUAAUAGCCAGAAAGAUCUGAGAAAGAUCAGUACUCUCGCCCAUUACAUGGCCAACGGGGAAUGGUACUUAAACGAUUUCAAAAUUCAAAGGAAUCUGAAGCAAGUUAAUACAUGCACUUUUUAAAUUUUGGAUUUUGUGCAUAACACAUUUCAUUUCAGGUACUACGAAUGUUGCCCCUAUGCCUUCCCGGAUCUAACGUAUUACUUUUCAAUUAGAAGGAAUCCGAUCUAUUACCUGUUCACUCAACUCUUGCCCAGCACUUUUAUCAGUAUAAUUACAAUGAUCGGUUCAUUUACGGUACAUUCGUCGACGGGGGAAAACGAGGAGAAGAUUACGUUGGGAGUUACUGCGGGCAUGGCCAUUGUCAUCAUAUGUGAGUAAUUUUGAUAAAAUUACUCUUAAAAAACGAUAUAAUCACGGAAUAUUAAUACUUUCAGUGAUGAUGGUGGCUGAUAAACUCCCUGCAACUUCCAACGAUCUACCCCUUUUGGGCAAAUUUUACGUUGGUUUAAUCUUCAUCAUCUUCUUUGGAACGGUAUGCACAACCUUGGUAUUGAAUGUGCAGAUGAAAGGAAAUCACAUGGAACCCGUCCCUUUAUGGUUCAAACGACUUGUAAAACGAUAUCGAGUGAUGCAGAUCAUCUUCGAAAGAUAUUGGAAACAAACUCAGAAAGCGGAAAAAGAGGGAGAUUACCUAAAAGAGUCAUUAAUAAUACACUCGCAGUCGGCGAAUGGCCAUAUUGGAGAAAGUGGGAAGGAGAAUGGCGUCAAACUGAUCAGUCACGGUUGCCCAGUGGUAAGUUAAUUGAGAAUUGCCUUGUUUAUGUUGUAGUACACACCGACAAGUCACAGUCUUGCCACAUGCCCAUUAUAUGCAAAGAUUUUGGGGACAGUGACGGAUAUCCGAGAGAAUACGAAGGUCAUGUUGGAACGACUCGAACAUGACCGGAGGCGGUUUUCCCUCCGCCACGAUUGGGAAUCCAUCGCCCGAGGACUUGACCGGAUAUUCCUCACCAUCUUCGUGACAGUCACCACUUUAUAUGCCUUCUGGCUAUUUACUCAGUCCUCGUCGCCGGCGCUGAUGAUAACCCAGGAGUUCAUGAACCAGACCUCCGCGAUUGCCUGA
This is a messenger RNA of Bursaphelenchus xylophilus (pine wood nematode), 1912 nucleotides long. Lineage: Eukaryota; Metazoa; Nematoda; Chromadorea; Rhabditida; Aphelenchoididae. The record is from the annotation of a GenBank genome assembly.